This is a messenger RNA of Acaulospora morrowiae, 1293 nucleotides long. NCBI's taxonomy places the organism in Eukaryota, Fungi, Glomeromycota, Glomeromycetes, Diversisporales, Acaulosporaceae. The record is from the annotation of a GenBank genome assembly.
AUGGACGAUUUAUUGACUAUAGAUUUGGCCAAGUUAUUUGAAAAUCCUGAAGGUUAUAACGUAAAAUUUGUGGUCGGUGAAGAAACAAAUGUUAAAGAAUUCAAAGCACAUAAGUUUAUCUUAACAAGUAGAUCAGAUUAUUUUAAAACUGCGUUGUCUUCACAAUGGGAACAGGUAGAAAAUGGAAUUACCAUCUUCAAAAAACCAAAUAUUUCGCCUUCGGUAUUUGAGGUUCUUUUAAGGUACAUUUAUACAGGAGUAAUCUCCGUUGAAAACAGUGAAGUGAGCCUCGUUGAAAUCGCAAUUGCGAGUGACGAGCUCCAAUUACACGAGGCCUAUCAACAACUUGAACGACGUUUGCUUGAUGAUGAAUUAGCGUGGAAACCAAACGACAUUUUUACAGUUCUUCAGCACGAUCAUUUAACUUUCUUGUAUAAUGCUUCCAUAGGAUUGGCAUGCAGAAAUCCUAAAAUUAUUUUUGAAUCAGAAGAUUUCUUUAACAUAAAAGAAACUAAUCUUAUUGAUAUUUUGAAAUCUGAUUAUCUUGAAUUAGACGAAAUUGAAAUUUGGCAAUACCUAAUUCGAUGGGGAAUCGAAAAUACCAAUUCCAUUUUAGUUUAUGAUUUAAAAAAAUGGACACCGGAGAAUUUCAUGGAUCUAAAAAAUACUCUAUGUGAUUGUAUUCCUCACAUACGAUUCUUUCAAAUGUCAUCUGGCGACUAUACAAAAGUUAGAGUUCAUUUUAAGGACAUUUUACCAGAAGGUCUUGAUGAUGAAAUCACCCAAUAUUUUUCGGAUCCUAAUUUUAAACCCUCAAUUAACAUUUUACCAUUAAGAAAGUAUCUACUUAAAUCAAAUAUUAUCGAUGCAAAAGAUGCAGGAUUAAUAUCAAGCUGGAUAGAUAGGAAAGAAACACCGUACCAUUUUAGAAAUUUGCCUUUUAAGUUCAAGCUCAUUUAUCGUGCUAGUCGUGAUGGUUUCAAGGUUGAAAAUUUUCAUAAAAAUUGUGAUAAUCAGGGACCGACACUUGUGGUCAUUAAAAGCGACGUAAAGCAACCGGAAAGUUCUAAUAGCAUCUCUCAUUGUCUGUUCAGCCCACGCCAUAUUUUAUUUUCGACAUUAAAUCAUUGCAUAAAAGAGUAUAAAAAAGAGAAAAAGCCUUCUAUGCAUCGAUCUGGUGCGAUGUGUAUGCAGUCACAUUCUUCUGUGUCUUAUCAAAAUCAUAUUGUCGGUCAACCUAACACCAAGCCCGGCUCGAGAUUACGAAUCGAUUAUCCAAAAAAUAUUUAUUAA